Dinoponera quadriceps is the source of this 2679-nucleotide messenger RNA. RefSeq names its product cytochrome P450 6k1-like. The record is from RefSeq and is a predicted model, not a curated record. Gene Ontology annotation, molecular function: heme binding; iron ion binding; oxidoreductase activity, acting on paired donors, with incorporation or reduction of molecular oxygen. The transcript has 6 exons. Lineage: Eukaryota; Metazoa; Arthropoda; Insecta; Hymenoptera; Formicidae. Bases 837 to 2426 code for a protein of 529 amino acids.
AUAAUAAGUAUUAAUUAAUUAAUCAAAUAUUAAUUAAAGUGUUUAUGACAAUUAUUUAUUUUCCUACUAGAUUCUUAUGUUAAGCUAUCUAUCGAGGAGUCUAAAGGAUAUUUUACGUCGCAAAUACUCCAUCGCCAGUCGAUGUGAAGAAUGGCAACUACUAAUUAGAAAGUGGUAUUUUGGGUUGCACUGACGUGUUUCGAUCGACAGUUAUUGUCACCAAACAGUUAAAAGGAGUUGAGGGGAGCGGCCGAAUGUUGUAAUUAUUCAUCGAUCAUUCAGAACCACUAACUACAGCCAGCCGUGAUUUGAUAUUUUUCUAAUGUCAGCCGAUCGGUAUAGCCAAUCUGUGGUCAAUAGAGAUGUGGUCAAUCUCACCCAAAGUUGGACAAAUUUCGCAAUCGCAACUAUUUAUUACAAUCGCAACUGCAUUUUGUAAUUAAUAGUUGCUAUCUUUCGCGACUGCCGACGGGGCAUUGUAAAAUAUUCUUAAGAAUAAAAUCGCAUAUUAUCUCGCUCAUUAAUCGCAAGCCAUGCCUUAUUCUUGUAGUCUCCAGACCACACAGUAAUUACGUAUUGGAAGUGAUAUUUAGAUAUCGUAACAUCUACAUUCAUAUUACUUAAAAGGUUGCGGAAAUUAACGAAGAUAAGUUAUCGUUUUGCAAAUGAACCGCGAGUGGGAACGAUUUUUUCCGUUAUAAAUGAUGUACGGUGAUCACAAAGGAAUCAAAAUAGGUGUGCGUGACAAUUGUGUAGGAUACAAUUUCCUCGGUAUCAUUCAUAGUUAAAACUAUAGAACAUAAAUAAUAACAUUUAAAGUAACAAAAUUGUGGUGCAUGUCAGAGUUACGCAAUAAAAAUUGCGAUAAAAUGGCGAUAAUUACGAAUUACUUGAUUUUGGACGGUAUCAUAGUUGCAACGAUGAUUGUGGUGACAAUGUACCUUUACAUGACUCGCAACUUCAACUACUGGAAGAAACGGGGCGUUUUCGAAAUACCGCCGGUACCAUUUUUCGGCAAUUUCGCGAAAUGUAUGUCUCUAAAAAAGCAUCCCGGUUAUGUCAUAAGAGACAUGUAUGGACAAAUGAAAGAAAAACCUUACAUGGGCUUUUAUUUAUUGGACCAGCCCUGCUUGUUGCUACGCGAUCCAGAAGUGAUCAAAGACAUUUUCGUGAAAGACUUUAAUUAUUUCUGCGAUCGAAGCACUUCGCCAGAUUCGCAUGAUCGUUUAGCCAGCUCCUCGCUCGCAUUUAUAGAUAAUCCAGCUUGGAAAGUGUUGAGAUCCAAACUGACGCCGUUGUUCACUUCGGGAAAACUGAAGAAAAUGUUCGACUUGAUGUUGAAUUCUGCUAGCAAGCUGGACACGUAUUUGGAAUCUUUGGGAUUAGAGAAAUUGGAGGGUGAGGGGCACACGGUAGACGUAAAGGAUUUAUUUGGUAAAUUAGCAACUGACUUUAUCGGCAGUAUCGUUUUCGGGAUCGAUAUGAAAUCCUUAGUCGAUACGAACGCAGAGUUCCGAAGAAGGGGUAAAGCGAUCUUCGACUUUAAGAGCAACCGAACCUACGAGGUGCUCGCUGUGUUCUUCGUUCCAAAGAUAGCUUACUUGGCCGGCAUACAUUUCUUCGGGAAGAAACUUUCGGAACAGUUACGCGAAGCUUUCUGGAAGUUGAUCAAAGAUCGCAUAGAAUCCGGCCAGAAACGGGGCGAUCUUAUUGAUAUCCUCCUCGACUUCAAGGAAAAUUACGCUAGCGACAUGGAAGGCUACGAUCUCAACGGGGAUGAUCUAGUCGCGCAAACUAUGAUCUUUUUUACCGGCGGUUUCGAGACCUCUUCGACAGCAAUGUCCUUCGCAUUGUACGAACUCGCAAUGCAUCCUGAAAUGCAAGACAAACUUAGGAAGGAAAUUUUCGACGCGCUCAACAGCUCUGAUGGAAAAAUCACAUACGAUAUGGUAAUGACGCUACCAUAUCUCCAUAUGGUGGUCUCUGAAGCUUUGAGAAAGUAUCCGGUGAUGCCGUUUAUAGAUCGCCGGGCAGUAAAGACAUAUCAACUGCCAAACUCCGACCUCACUAUUAAGAAGGGCACGCGAAUUUUCCUCUCGGUAUUCGGCCUGCACUGGGAUCCUCAAUACUUCCCCAAUCCUGAGAAAUUCGAUCCGGAACGAUUCAGCGAGGAGAACAAAUCAAACAUAUCGGCUUAUACAUACUUGCCAUUUGGGAAAGGUCCUCGCAUGUGUGUAGGUCCUCGUUUGGGACUUUUACAGACGAAACUGGGGAUCAUGAAAAUGUUGUGUCGAUAUGAGGUGACACCAUGCGAGAAAACAUUAAUACCGAUGACGCUUUUCAUGACAGCUUCUGUGACGUUACCUAAUGAUGGUGAACUGUACCUCAAUAUUCGCAAACUUAAGAAACCUCACAUACCAUCGUAGAAUCUAUAUUAAAUCUGUAGUAUCAAAUUAUUCUCAAUUUGAGUGAUUUUUAACUAUUCUUAUGGUUUUAUUUAAUUAUACUGGUAAUAUUUAAUUUAACUAAGAUAAUGAAGUAAAAUAAUUUAACUCAAGAAAUGUUAAGUUCGACUAAUUUAUUUUUUACUACGUGCAUACAUUAAUAUAACCUUUGUUUUAAUAAAAAAUAACUCACUACUUCAAUUUACUUUUUAAUUUCCUAAUAUCACUAACCUGC